Messenger RNA from Manis pentadactyla (Chinese pangolin), 3501 nucleotides. It is a transcript of the gene TCAIM, whose product is annotated as T cell activation inhibitor, mitochondrial. Gene Ontology annotation, cellular component: mitochondrion. The transcript is spliced from 13 exons. The record is from RefSeq and is a predicted model, not a curated record. The coding region runs from base 485 to 1975 and encodes 496 amino acids. Lineage: Eukaryota; Metazoa; Chordata; Mammalia; Pholidota; Manidae.
UCGGGCCAACCCCCGCCACCUGCCGCCCACUCAUUUUCCGCCUCCCUCAGGCGAAGUUAUUCAUCUGUCGGAGAGCUCGCCCGCGCCUCCUGAAGCUUCCAGCGGAGCGUGCGGACGCCCCUUCCGGCCGGCGCCUAACAUAUACAAGACCUACCCAUGUGAGGAUUUGUCUGAAGACAACCCUGCUGUUGACAUGAGUAUUCCACACUUUGGGACAAUUUCUCACUAGCAAAUGAGAGCACCCAACUCUACUCUGAAGCAAUGGAUCAAUCGGCUGAUAGACCUGUUUUUUUCUGGCUGAAAUGAUACAAUUGGGUUCUUGGUCUUAUGAAGACAAGGACUUACACUAGAUCUGUAUCACAUGGAAAGGCAACCAGCCACACCUGCAAGCCAGCUGGACUUUAACCUUCUUUCCGCUCAGAUCUCAAGAACUUUUUAAGCGCUUAAUGGAUGCCUGGAAGUUGACAUACAUGUAUAUUCAGAAAUGUUUUGCCACCUGAGACCUGUGAGGAGGUUAUGUCUAGAGAAGAUAUUUCCGUACUGGUUUCUCUACUCAAGAGCUUUAUCGGGAGCUGAAGCAGUCAAUGCUUUGAGGCCAUUCUAUUUUGCAGUACAUCCAGAUUUCUUUGGACAGCACCCCAGAGAAAGGGAAGUCAAUGAAAAUUCUCUUAAGAGAUUAAGUGUCUACUUAGAAAACCUCCAGAAACCAGGCUUCAAGUCUUUGAAACCAACUCACCUCACAUUUUAUGUAAGAGAAACAGACCAGAAUUCCUCUGAUGGCCAGGAACCCUUUAGCACUUCUGGAUUUCGAGCAGUCAAAUUUACUUUGCACACCAGAGAUCUGCUAAGCACAGUAUUAUAUAUUCUCAACUCCUGCAGUUUAUCUAUUGAACAUAUCCAAAGCUUGAAUACAAGUGUGCAUUCCCAGACUCUCAAGGAGGCUAAAAGGAUGUCUGACAGGCCCAUCAAAUGGGACAAGUCUUACUAUUCCUUUACUGGAUUCAAGGACCCUGACGAAGACUUUGAACAAGUAUCAAGAAUGGAAACAUCCCUGACAUCCUGGUUAGAUAACAAUGGAAAAAGUGCUGUUAAGAAGCUGAAGAGUAGUUUGCCACUUAGAAAAGAACUAGAUCGUUUGAAAGAUGAACUGUCUCAUCAGUUGCAGCUCUCAGAUAUCAGGUGGCAGAGGAGCUGGGCCGUGGCUCAUCGCUGUAGCCAGCUGCAUAGCUUAGGCCGCUUAGCACAGCAGAACUUCGAAACACUUAAAAAUGCAAAAGGAUGUACACUAAUAUUUACAGACCGUUCUGGGAUGAGUGCAGUGGGCCAUGUGAUGCUAGGAACAAUGGAUGUCCAUCAUCACUGGACAAAACUUUUUGAAAGAUUACCAAGUUAUUUUGACCUUCAAAGGAGAUUGAUGCUUUUAGAAGACCAAAUAAGCUAUCUUCUAGGUGGAAUACAAGUUGUUUAUAUUGAAGAAUUACAGCCAGUUUUGACACUUGAAGAAUAUUACUCUCUUCUUAAUGGGUUCUAUAGUAGACUGGUGAAAAAUAGAAUACCUUUUCACCCUCGAAGUCUGCGUGGCUUACAAAUGAUCCUUAACAGUGACAGAUACGCUCCAAGCUUGCAUGAACUUGGGCAUUUUAACAUCCCCACCCUCUGUGACCCAGCAAACCUCCAGUGGUUUAUUCUCACCAAAGCCCAACAGGCAAGAGAGAACCUGAAGAGAAAAGAAGAGUUAAAGGUUAUUGAAAAUGAAUUGAUACAGGCUUCAACGAAGAAAUUCUCUCUGGAGAAGUUUUAUAAGGAGCCCAGCGUUUCUAGUAUACAAAUGGUGGAGUGUUGUAAAAGACUUCUAGAACAAUCACUGCCUUAUCUCCAAGGGAUGCACCUAUGCAUUUCACAUUUUUACUCUGUUAUGCAAGAUGGAGACCUUUGUAUUCCUUGGAAUUGGAAGAAUGGAGAAGCCAUUAAGUAACACAGAAAUUGUAUUAUUUUGUAAAGGGAUAAGAAAGAAGCUGUUAAGUUUAUUUAAAUCCACAAUUUGACAUAGUAGUAUUAUUUACAUAUUAUAAGAACAAAGUUUCUAACUGCUGCUUUCAAAGUAGACUUUUUUUAGUGUUAAUUUCUGCUAGGAAACAUGUUUUAAAAAAGGUUUUAUCUCCCAAUCUUGUGUUUCUUAUCUUAUUGGAAAGACCAGGUAAAAAGAUGUUAGAAUGAAAGAACCUUAUUAGUGGUGUGUAAACGAGAGAUUCUACAGAGUUAAAGAUAAUCUAUUUUUAUAUGAGUGAAUGUGGGUUAGGCAUCAGCAGGUGGAAUUCAGUUUAGCUCUGAAGUAAUGGAACUCUUUUCUACAUGUAACUCAAUUCAACAUGCAACUUUAUAGUUACAGCUCACAUAUAAGUACACACGUGUAUGUUGUAACCAGUAAUGGACAGUUGAUGUCCAAAACAGGUGAUUAUUGGGUAGCAAAAAUCUAAUUUUGCCUAAAAGAAAAGUAGAAGGAAAAAGAACAAUUGAAUGAAUAUAUGGUAUUGACAUUGUCAUAAGCAGUCUGUACCAGCUUGUUAAAACUCUUUAGUGACAGAGAAUUUAGUUUUAAACCCAUAUGUUUUCCUGCUCAUUAAAAUGUUAAGUACUGAUAAGCUUUAAACCAACAGACAGUAAAUGUUUUGGAACCAUUUAAGGAUUUGACUAUUUGUUUUCAUAGACAAACGCUUUGCAGGAAAAUGCUUGUUUCCCAAAGAGUUCCAAUAAGAUGGUCAAGUAUAAAAUGGUCCAGACCAUUCAGGACUUCAGUCUACCCCUCUCAGCCCUGGCCUUCCUGUUCCUACCAAUGCUGGGAGUGCUGGGUAAGCUCCCCUGAGCACCCCCUUGUCCGUAGUUGUGUGGGCCUCCCUGAAGCCACAGCACAGCACAGCCUCAGGGGAACGAACAGGACUUCUCUCCACAGAUAAUUCCCUUAGGAUAUUAUUUUUAACCUGACCCAGCAUCUCUUCUGCUUCUUUCUCAAGAGGACAAGGUGAGUCCUAGUUUAGGACACCAUUUUUGGUGGCUCUAGUUUACUACUGAAGAAAUGUUUAAUGCAUUUUUCCACAGUGCGUUAGAAAGGAAAGGAGAUGUUAAAAAACCCUCUUGAUGUAUAUUUUAAAUUUAUCUGAAACACUGAUUAUUUAAAUUGUUAAAAUUCAAGUGUGUGAUUAAAAGAAGCACUGGUUUGUAAUUAGUAUAGUUUGUACAUAUCGUCCCCCUUAAUCUGUGCCUAACCACUGUACUUAGAGGUUUUUUUCUAAUGUAACAGAUGUUGUUGUCUAUAAAGAUGUUCCAGAGCCAAACAAUGGGAGUGAAAAAUUCCCUAAAGGUUAUCUGAGAAAAUGUAUUGGAAACGUAGAUUUGGAUUUUGCCAUUUCUAAUACCAGCUAAUAUAGAUCCUCAAGUAAUAUGUUUUAAAUUGGACUUUGAUUCAGACCUAAUUAUUAUAUAAUAAAUAAUACAUUAAUCAGA